This is a messenger RNA of Aspergillus lentulus, 1314 nucleotides long. RefSeq lists its product as uncharacterized. Lineage: Eukaryota; Fungi; Ascomycota; Eurotiomycetes; Eurotiales; Aspergillaceae. The record is from RefSeq and is a predicted model, not a curated record.
AUGCCUACGUCUCAGCAAGACCCCCUUCUCUACAUUGACCGCCAGACGAAACACAUACAGCGCAGUUUACAGGUCUUGAUUGACGCCCAGAGUGACGGUCUCCUAGCAGGCCUCACAGGAACGCCUCAUACUGACUCCAUCUCCAAUCAAAGCAUCGCCCCGACUGAACUUAGUCGCUCCAAGAGCCCGUCUACCAUACCGGUCCGACAACCUGUCGCGAGGAAGAUUGGGUUACGUGAAGCACGGGAGGGGAUAUUCAAAUCGAUCUAUGAUUUGCUGAAGCUGAAAGAGGAGGAACGAGAAAUACUCAGCUUUCGACUUGACGAAAGGGUGGAUGCUCUGGAACAGAUUGACAGCUUUAGUACCAAACGAGCUGGCUUGAAGGAUGCCAUCUCGACAAUCCAUGAUAACGAGGAGAGCUACCGUUCAAAGGAGCUGCUUGAGGAGAGCCAUCAGCUUGAGACAGAGAUUCAGGAGUUGGAAACCAGGCUACUGGAAAUGAAAGCAAGGCAUCGGCGUGUGAUUCGAGAACUUGCACAAAUGGAGGAUGCCAUGGAAUCCAAAUUAUCCUCUUACAAAGCUUCUCUGUCUCUUGUGGAAUUGGACAUCGAGAAAUUCCUAAAAGACCCUCCUGUUAAGCCUGACUCGGUUACCAGCAGUCAUUCAACGUUCUACUCCCUGAAUCCUAAGCGCCGCACUCUUGAGAUGGCCCACGAACAUUGGACAACAGAGCAAGACGACUUACGGAAAAAGCAACAAGAGGUAGAUGCUGAAAUCCAGGCCCUUGAAGAAGGUGGAGGGGUUUGGAAGCAGGUAGUAGGGGAAGUCUCAGGCUUUGAGAAACGACUCAGGUCGGCCAUGCGCAGGUCGAUCCAGACACAGUCGCAACUUCUUGAAGCAGAGGGAUAUUCGAAAGCCAAUACGGAAAAUGAUCAGGUUCAAUCUAUUAUAGAAGAUUUGGAGCAUACGACCAACCGCGUGGAACAACACCUCAAUCUUGCAGAGAAGAAGGAUUGGAAGCUACUCACGUGCUGCAUUGGAGCGGAGCUCGAGGCCCUGCGUGAAGCACGGGAGAUGCUUCUCGACGCUUUUGAUACGGCUACGGAGGACAAAUCGCCCGCUCCGGAAAGAGAAUCAAAUGCACAUCGUCCUGAUGAUAGAAACGAUUCAUUGACAGAUCCUCUUGGGGUGGACAACCCCGAACCUCCAGCUGAUUUACUCAGGGAUGCGGAACACGGGUCUCCAGAACCGAAUUUCAGAUCGGAUAACGAGGAUGACGAGCCCGAUCCCGCUUGGCUACUCCCUGAAGCUUGA